Molecule: messenger RNA, 289 nt
Organism: Sinocyclocheilus grahami
Lineage: Eukaryota; Metazoa; Chordata; Actinopteri; Cypriniformes; Cyprinidae
Product: elongation factor 1-delta-like
Exons: 1
Biological process (GO): translational elongation
Cellular component (GO): cytosol; eukaryotic translation elongation factor 1 complex
Molecular function (GO): translation elongation factor activity; guanyl-nucleotide exchange factor activity
Source: RefSeq, a predicted model, not a curated record
GAGAAGCGGACGACAGCGCCAACCAUUAACGGCACCGGUCCCGCCGCUCCUCAGAAAGCCCCGCCCGCUCCGGCGAAACAGGAGGAGGAAGAUGAGGAUGAGGACGACAUUGAUCUGUUCGGCAGCGAUGAAGAGGUGGACGAGGAGGCCGAGAGACUGAAAGAGCAGCGGCUGCAGGAGUACGCUGCCAAAAAGGCCAAAAAACCCGCCCUCAUCGCUAAAUCAUCCAUCCUGUUAGACGUCAAACCGGUAAGUGUCUGCAGCAGGGAAUUCACAUGUCGUGUGUUUU